AGUCGGUAAAGCAAUAAUAUCGAAGGUGCACCCUGCCGCUUCAUCCGAAAGGCGUCGGCGUGGGCUGUUGCGUCCCCCAAACUAAAUCAAUCACCAUCACCACAGCUCAUCAAACCCCACCUCCCUUCCUUCCUUUAAAUAUCCUUUUAGAACGUCUUCGGCCGGGUACAAACACGAAAUGUCUGAUCAUGACGACGAGGACGACCGCCUUAGCCUCAACCUCGGCGAUGACCGCGACGAGGAGGACAGCGGCAGCGACGUGAACCGCCACGACGGCGAGGAGCAGGAUGAGGAGUCGGAGGAGGCUGAGGGGCAGCUGCCGGAGGACGUGGCCGCAAACGUUAUUUUGUCCGGCAACGCACAAGCCGCCAAAGGGGCGCGGGCACGCAGCGUUAACGAGCGCGUGACGACGGCGGUGAUGACCAAGUACGAGCGAGCUCGCGUGCUAGGCACCCGCGCCUUGCAAAUCAGCAUGAACGCCCCAGUGGCGGUUGCGCUGGAGGGCGAGACGGACCCGCUGACGAUUGCCGUGAAGGAGCUGCGCGAGCGCCUGACACCGCUGAUUAUUCGUCGUGUGCUGCCCGACAACACGUAUGAGGACUGGAGCGUUAGUGAGCUGCUUGUCGACUUUGAUCGUCCUGCCGAUGAGCGCUACACCAACAUUUGA
Messenger RNA from Leptomonas pyrrhocoris, 667 nucleotides. Its product is annotated as putative DNA-directed RNA polymerase III subunit. Bases 179 to 667 code for a protein of 162 amino acids. The transcript has a single exon. Gene Ontology annotation, biological process: DNA-templated transcription. Gene Ontology annotation, cellular component: RNA polymerase III complex; RNA polymerase I complex; nucleus. Lineage: Eukaryota; Euglenozoa; Kinetoplastea; Trypanosomatida; Trypanosomatidae. Gene Ontology annotation, molecular function: DNA binding; DNA-directed RNA polymerase activity. The record is from RefSeq and is a predicted model, not a curated record.